UCAGCUUGCGUGAAAAUGAAACCAAGGACAAGGAGAACGUGAAAUGGAUUGUACCACCCCUGGAGACAGCUUUUGGAGGAGUGGGAAAGCCCGGUUCACGCCCUGGUGCUCCACUUCAGCUGAAGGAUGACAACAGUGUUCGUGAAAUAAAUCCAGAAGAAAGUCGGAACUCCAGUGCUUGUGAAAAUAAAGGCGAGAAAAAUGAAAACAGGAUUUGGAUCUCCAAAACACCAAGGGACGUAGGAACGUUGGAAAAGGACAAUUCACCACCUGGCAGGCCACUGCAAUUGACUGAGAACAAGAGAUGCUGUGAAACAGAUUCAGAAGAAAAAAGUCGGAACUCCAUCGCUUGUGAAAAUAAGGGGAGAAAAAUGAAAACAGGAAAUGGACCUCCAAAACCCUGAUGGUUGUAGAAACGUUGGAAAAGACCAAGUCACCUCCUGGUCGUCCACUGCAAUUGACUGAGGUCAAAAGAUUCUGUGAAACAGAUUCAGAAGAAAAAAGUUGGAACCCAAUCUAUUGGAAAAAUAAAGGCAAGAAAAAUGAAAAGAAGAAAUGGACCUCGAAAACCCCGAUGAUUGUAGGAACGUCGGAAAAGGCCACGUCAACGCCAGGUGGCCCACUGCAAUUGACUGAGGUCAAAAGAUUCUGUGAAACAGAUUCAGAAAAAAGCAGUUCCAGGAAAUCUAAUAUUGAUGAUUCGUGGCCUACCUCAGAUGACGACUUCAUAGGUCUCGAUACCAAGGAGGCCUCAAAUCCAAACUUAAGAAGGCUAGCAAUUGCUGUUUGGAAAUACAUGGAAAACAGUAAGCUGUCCGAGAUUGCCUAUUCUUGCAUUAGUUGUUGAUUUGAAAUUACACACAUAUUUUCAUGUGCCCUUUACUUUGUUUUUACUAUAGUAGAAGAAAAACAUGAUAUUGAAAGAACAAAAGGUAGGGCCGUGUUUGAGGACAGUUAUUCUGCUACUCCAGUAGAAAAGUUAGGUGAAACUGUUUCUCAGAUGGUGAUCACAGGCUUCUAAAACCUCUCCAUUUUAGCAAUUUUUUAUUUUACAAAGGUAAGUUUUUUUAAAAGAUUUUUUCCCAUACAUCUGUCACAUUCAUCCUCUAAAUCUAUAUAAUGAUGGGGAGGAUCCUAGAAAAAAGUGGCAUGGAGGUUAAGGAGGAUGGUUUCCACCUGAUCACCUUUGCAGUUUGUGUC
Molecule: messenger RNA, 1200 nt
Organism: Tupaia belangeri chinensis (Chinese tree shrew)
Lineage: Eukaryota; Metazoa; Chordata; Mammalia; Scandentia; Tupaiidae
Product: ankyrin repeat domain-containing protein 26-like
Exons: 6
Coding region: 404-847 (147 amino acids)
Source: RefSeq, a predicted model, not a curated record